AAACUCAAGAAGAAGAAUUUCAAGACAACAAUGCAUAGUUUAAAUGGUGUUUUGAGAUGAAUUUUUGGGGAUGUCCUGCGGUGAAUAUCGAGCGCUACCUGUGAGAAGCUAACCGGAGCAGGCUAGUGUUGUGUGAGGAUACGUCUAACAGCAGAAUGGCAGACGAGUCCCUGUUUGAGUUCCUCCAUAUGGAGAUGGUGUCGCAUGUUUUCACUGAACAACAGUCCAGCAAAGGAGAAAUGGACAACAAGGACAGAGCUGUGUGUAUUUCUGUUUUGGAAGCCAUGGGCUUCAGGGUUGGACAAGGACUCAUUGAGAGACUGACCCGGGACUCCCCCAGCUUUAAAGAUGAGUUGGACGUAAUGAAGUUCGUCUGUAAAGACUUCUGGACGAAGGUGUUCAGGAGACAAGUUGACAACCUCAGAACAAACCACCAGGGUACCUAUGUCCUGCAGGAUAACAAGUUUUCUCUCCUGACUCAGCUCUCCAAUGGAAAAGAGUAUCUGGAUCAGGCUGCCAAGGUAAAUUCCAGGUAGUCGUCCAGAAGUUGUGACCUGAUCUUUAUCUCGGAGCAGUUUCUUGGUGCCAAAAGAGCAGCUCCUCCACCGAGCAUCGCAACUCCAGAGAAAUCAACUAUCACAGCUGGACUGCUCAGACUGGCCCUGACUGAUGGGCGAAUGUUUACUGGUAUUUUUGUGAUGCAGGAAAAAUUUUAAUCAUCCUCUUUCUUAUUUUGGAUUAAGAUGAAGAGUUAAUUUGCUGUGUAACAAAUGUUCUGUUUUACUGUUAAGUGGACCCUGGCUGUGACUGAGCUCACUUUGUCUAAUAUAGAAAUGUGGAUGUAAAUGUUUUGCUGCAUUUUGUGAUGUUUAACUUGCUGAAUGCUAAAGUUAGUAUUUUUCUUUUUCUUUUAAUUUACCCUUUAUUUAUACAGCUAGUCUCAAUGAGUCACAAGAACUCUUUGAAGAAACAAUUGGGAUGAAAAAUGCUAAUGUUUUUGUUGGAAUCACUGUAAAUGACACAUUUAUACAAACUCGUUGGAGUUUAGGUCAAAUUUAUUUUAGAGUUGAUAUACAAAUUGACAAAAAAUACAGCUCUGGUGCACUUGAUUUAUUGAAAAGAUGUGUUUGAGAUGGGUUCCAGUCAUCUGUGUUGAGUGGAAAUUUUUCUUGUAAAUCCUGAAACAUGUUUAAAAUACCAGUGACAUGAAAGUGAAGCUCUGGUCUCACGCAAGGAAAUUAAAUGUUUUGCAGCUCUGCAAGAUACUACUUUACCUGAACAUUCAUUGGUGUGAAAUAAAUACAAUACAGAAGGAAGAACAAGCAAAUAUUUAAGAAUAUUUCAAGUUUACAAUUUACUCCUCGCCGCCCUCAGAUAAUAGCAAGCACAACAAAUCACAUGAGUUUUUCUGCAGACACACAGGAUGUCUUUUGACCAACAGAGAACUGGUUUAAGUUUUGUCUUUUCAAUCAUUAGAAGUUUGUUUUGGAGUCUCAAAUGAUGACCAGAUGUGUACUAAAAUAAUAAAAA
Messenger RNA from Nematolebias whitei (Rio pearlfish), 1530 nucleotides. It is a transcript of the gene trappc6bl, whose product is annotated as trafficking protein particle complex subunit 6B, like. Gene Ontology annotation, cellular component: cis-Golgi network; TRAPP complex; trans-Golgi network. The record is from RefSeq and is a predicted model, not a curated record. Gene Ontology annotation, biological process: regulation of GTPase activity; endoplasmic reticulum to Golgi vesicle-mediated transport. Lineage: Eukaryota; Metazoa; Chordata; Actinopteri; Cyprinodontiformes; Rivulidae.